ACUGACUAGGUCAACAUAAAAUUUGCACAUCUCUCUCUCUUCCUCUCGACCCCACACUAAAUCUACAGCCCUCAAAGCCUCUCUUUCCAGAAGUCCCUAGCUAGCUUAGCUAUUCUUAGAGAGUUUUAACGUAAAUCUGGCACUUCCUACCUAUUCACCAAUUUCCCUCUCAUCAAUGCAACUCACACCUCACACCCAACAUGACACACUUCCCUCCCAAACCCAAACCCAAACACAAACUCAUCAACAGAACGAAAAAAGGAACACCAAACAAAAAAAACUCAGAGAAGAACCACACAUUAAUCCUCUCUCCUCCGAACAGCGGCUGGUUUCUACUGGGACCUGCCUCAUUUCCGGUUCAGCAAUGGCCGCUGUUCGUGUUCUCCUUUUCUUCCUUCUCCUCCUCCUCCCUCCUCUCUCUUUUUCCUUAUCCGAAUAUGAGGCUCUUAUCAAACUCAAACAAUCCUUCACCCGUGCAGACAGGUUAAGUUCAUGGCUUCCUGACUCCUCUCCUUGCUCAGCCAAGUGGGUUGGAAUUAUUUGCUUUAACGGCACUGUCACAGGCCUUCAUCUCACAGGUUUAGACAUCUCCGGGACGAUAGACAUUGAAGCUUUAAAUGCACUUCAUGGCCUUCGAACAAUCAGUUUGGUUAACAACUCCUUCUCAGGUCCAAUCCCUGACUUUCACAGGGUUGGUGCUCUGAAGUCUCUCUUAUUAACAGGAAACCAGUUCUCUGGUGAAAUACCGAAAGAUUUCUUUACCCAUAUUACUUCUUUGAAGAAAUUCUGGAUUUCUUAUAACCAAUUCAAUGGUACCAUACCUGAAUCUGUGACACAACUAUCCCAUCUCAUAGAAUUACACCUUGAGCACAACCAUUUUUCAGGACCUAUCCCUCCUAUGAAAAUACCUACCUUGAAACAACUCGAUUUGUCCAAUAACAAGUUGGAAGGUGAAAUCCCUGAGAGCUUGUCCAUUUUUAGUGUGGACUCGUUUAAAGGAAAUGAAGGCCUUUGUGGGAAGCCGCUGGACAAGGUUUGCAUAGGCAAUAAUAAAACUAAUAAUAAUACUAAUACUAAUACUAAUGUUCCUAAUGAAGUACCACCUGAAGAAAAGUCCAGCAACUUCGUGGUGGUCGUGGUGCUUGGCAUUGCAGCGCUUGUUUUUAUCGCAUUUGCAUUUUUCACUUGCAAGCAGAGCAGUGAGGAGGAGGAUCACUUUGGUAUGCUUGGUGGAAGAGAAAAAGUGCCAGACUCUGUCUCUGUGGUUGAAGUGCAUGUGCCGAGUUCUACUUCUCACCGCAGCAACAGCAGGGCAUCAGAGACGAGCCGUAAAGGCAGCUCGAGAAAGGGUUCAACCCAUGGAAAGAACGGGAUGUCUGAUCUUGUAAUGCUGAAUGAUGACAGGGGUGCGUUUGGGUUGCAGGAUUUGAUGAAGGCCGCGGCGGAGGUGUUGGGGAAUGGCGGGUUGGGGUCUGCCUAUAAGGCUGUGAUGGCCACUGGGUUGUCCGUGGUGGUGAAGAGGUUGAGGGAGAUGAAUAGAUUACAGAGAGAAGGGUUUGAUGCCGAGAUGAGGCGGUUUGGAAGACUAAGGCACCGGAAUAUCUUGACGCCUUUGGCUUACCAUUUUCGAAGAGAGGAGAAGCUGUUGGUGUCUGAAUACAUUCCUAAAGGCAGCCUGUUGUAUGUCUUACAUGGUGAUCGUGGAAUUUCUCAUGCCGAGCUGAAUUGGCCUAUUCGUCUGAAGAUUAUCCAGGGAAUGGCACGUGGAAUGGGGUUCCUCCAUACUGAAUUUUCUUCUUAUGAGUUGCCUCAUGGAAACCUCAAGUCCAGCAAUGUUCUUCUAGGUGAUGAUUAUGAGCCACUCCUAAGUGACUAUGGCUUUCAUCCACUAAUCAACACACCCAAUGCCGUGCAAUCAAUGUUUGCCUAUAAAUCCCCUGAAUUCACACAAUACCAAGAAGUCUCUCCCAAGUCAGAUGUUUAUUGCCUUGGAAUUGUCAUUCUUGAAAUCCUUACUGGCAAAUUCCCCUCUCAAUAUCUUAGCAAUGGCAAGGGUGGGAUUGAUGUUGUGCAAUGGGUUCUAACCUCAAUGUAUGAAAGGAGAGAGGAUGAAUUAAUCGAUCCGGAGCUAUUGAGCUAUACUAAUUCGCGCAAUCAGAUUUUGCAACUUCUCCGAAUUGGGGCUGCUUGCACUGAAAGUAAUUCUGAGCAACGGCUCGACAUGAGGGAAGCCAUUAGGAGGAUAGAAGAGGUACAGAUUUAAGGCAUGCCAUGCUGUGACAAUGUACUAGUUCAAUACAUUUUGGCUUAAUUUGUUAGGAAAAAGGGGUAGAAGAGGCAAUAUUUUGCGAGCUAGCUCGUUCCUUCAAGACUAGAGAGAGCUUUGAAGACCAGUUCUGGUAAUGGAUCUAUGUGGUGAUAGAUUUGUCUUUGGCACUUCUUUACUACCCAAUGAAACGGUUGUGCAUAGCAUUUCACAUUCUCACAUUUUAAACUAGCCAAUUAGGGGAAAAAAAAGGAUACCAAAAAUUUGAAAAUGCUAAGCUGGAGCUGUAGUCAUGUUUUUUUUAAAAAAAAAACCUUUUGAAUAGAGCACGAUGACAACUCCUACAGAGUAAUCUUAACAUUUUUUUUUUUGGGGUGCAUUGUGGGUUGGCUUUGUGUAUUCCUUUCAAAAUGCAGGGUGCGUUGUGCUUGCCAUUCCUUUAAAUGAAAAGUCUUCAGAGACGCUCACUUAAUUCUGAUGGAUUUUGGUGAAGCUAGUUAGUGGUAAGUUGGGGCAUGACUAAAAUUUGAAAGAUGACAAAAUGGUUUCCACAACAGCGUUAAUUGCUUCAUUAUUUGCAUGUUUUUGAUCUCCUUUGUUGAUAAAUCUA
This is a messenger RNA of Quercus lobata, 2876 nucleotides long. RefSeq names its product pollen receptor-like kinase 3. The transcript is spliced from 2 exons. The record is from RefSeq and is a predicted model, not a curated record. The coding region runs from base 176 to 2263 and encodes 695 amino acids. Gene Ontology annotation, molecular function: ATP binding; protein kinase activity; protein binding. NCBI's taxonomy places the organism in Eukaryota, Viridiplantae, Streptophyta, Magnoliopsida, Fagales, Fagaceae. Gene Ontology annotation, biological process: protein phosphorylation.